Capsella rubella is the source of this 575-nucleotide messenger RNA. Its product is annotated as wall-associated receptor kinase-like 22. The record is from RefSeq and is a predicted model, not a curated record. The transcript has a single exon. NCBI's taxonomy places the organism in Eukaryota, Viridiplantae, Streptophyta, Magnoliopsida, Brassicales, Brassicaceae. Bases 142 to 528 code for a protein of 128 amino acids. Gene Ontology annotation, biological process: cell surface receptor signaling pathway; protein phosphorylation. Gene Ontology annotation, cellular component: plasma membrane. Gene Ontology annotation, molecular function: protein serine/threonine kinase activity.
UUGACAACUCUAGUUGCAGGUACUUUUGGAUAUUUGGAUCCAGAGUACUUUCAAACUAGCCAGUUUACGGAUAAAAGUGAUGUUUAUAGUUUUGGGGUUGUCUUGGUUGAACUCAUAACCGGAGAAAAGCCAUUUUCUGUUAUGCGGCCUGAAGAAAACAUGGGGCUUGCAUCUCAUUUCAUUGAGGCCAUGAAACAGAACAGAAUUUUGGAUAUUGUUGAUUCUCGAAUCAAAGAAGAUUGCAAGGCUAUAUAUGUGAUGGCAGUGGCGAAACUGGCCAGAAGGUGUUUAAGUCUAAAAGGGAAGAAACGGCCAAAUAUGAGAGAGGUUUCGAUUGAGCUCGAGAGGAUCCGUUCAUCACCUGAAGAUUUGGAGGUACAUAUCGAAGAGGAGGAAGAAGAAGAAGAAACUGCCAUGGAAAUCAACAUGGAUGAGUCUUGGAGCGUCGACAUGACUGCUCCAGCUUCCCUCUUUGAUUUAUCGCCCAAGUUAGAUGUUGAACCUCUGGUUCCUCAACAAACAUGGUGAUGAUGGCACUGCAAAUGUACAAAAAAAGUAUUGUUCAUUCGUUUGAU